Messenger RNA from Penicillium paradoxum, 1167 nucleotides. Its product is annotated as glycosyltransferase family 15 protein. The record is from RefSeq and is a predicted model, not a curated record. Gene Ontology annotation, cellular component: Golgi apparatus; membrane. The coding region runs from base 1 to 1167 and encodes 388 amino acids. Gene Ontology annotation, biological process: cell wall mannoprotein biosynthetic process; protein O-linked glycosylation; protein N-linked glycosylation. NCBI's taxonomy places the organism in Eukaryota, Fungi, Ascomycota, Eurotiomycetes, Eurotiales, Aspergillaceae. Gene Ontology annotation, molecular function: alpha-1,2-mannosyltransferase activity. The transcript has 4 exons.
AUGUCUGUUUCUAUUCGAUAUGCGCGCUAUCUUGUCUUUGCCUUCAUGGCAUUGGCGGUCUUCUUCCUCUUCUCAAAAUCCUCCAUCCCCAUUCCUACCACCAGUUUGACCUCCCCUGCAACGAAGACCCCACCGACUUACGACUCCGUCAAGUCUCAAAAACCCGACGUUAUCGGUUCGCACCAUGGCGAACGCGUUAAUGCCACCUUUGUCACACUAGCGCGCAACUCCGACCUUUGGGAGAUGGUCAAAUCUAUCCGAACCAUCGAAGAUCGUUUCAACCGCAACUACAACUAUGAUUGGGUGUUCCUCAACGACGACGAGUUUGAUGACGAGUUCAAAAAAUUGACCACCGCAUUGAUCUCGGGCAAAACCCAUUACGGUGUUAUUCCCAAGGAACACUGGUCGUACCCAGAGUGGAUCGACAAGGAAAAGGCCAAGGAUGCGCGCGAGGAAAUGGACCGCAAGAAGAUCAUUUACGGUGGUUCCGAGAGUUACCGUCAUAUGUGCCGUUAUGAGUCUGGUUUCUUCUUCCGCCAUCCACUCAUGAUGAACUAUGAGUACUACUGGCGCGUCGAACCUAGCGUCGAGCUCUUCUGUGAUAUCGACUCCGAUCCAUUCCGCUUCAUGAAGGAAAACAAAAAGAAGUACAGCUUCGUUAUCAGUCUGUACGAGUACAUGGCUACGAUUCCUACACUGUGGGAUAGUGUGAAGAAGUUCACGAGUAACCACCCCGAGUAUGUCUCCGAGGGAAAUGCCAUGGAUUUCAUCAGCGACGAUGGUGGAGAAACAUACAACAAGUGCCAUUUCUGGUCAAACUUUGAGAUCGGCAGUCUAGAAUGGCUUCGAUCCGACGCAUACAUUGAGUAUUUCACAUCUUUGGACAAGGAUGGCGGUUUCUUCUAUGAGCGAUGGGGUGAUGCACCAGUUCACUCUAUCGCUGCCUCGCUCAUGUUGAAGAAAGAGGAGGUCCACUUCUGGGACGAUAUCGCCUAUUACCAUGUUCCAUUCACGCAUUGCCCAACGGAUGAGAAGAAGCGACUGGACUUGAGAUGUUCUUGCCAGGCGAAAGACAACUUCGACUGGAAGGACUAUUCCUGCACCAAGAAGUGGUUCGAUAUCAACAAAAUGCAAAAGCCAAACGGAUGGGAUAAGAAUUAUGACUGA